Molecule: messenger RNA, 3944 nt
Organism: Chlamydomonas reinhardtii
Lineage: Eukaryota; Viridiplantae; Chlorophyta; Chlorophyceae; Chlamydomonadales; Chlamydomonadaceae
Exons: 2
Coding region: 237-3515 (1092 amino acids)
Biological process (GO): ceramide biosynthetic process; sphingolipid catabolic process
Cellular component (GO): membrane; cell periphery; endoplasmic reticulum
Molecular function (GO): glycerophospholipase activity
Source: RefSeq, a predicted model, not a curated record
CGCCUUGGAUAAACAGCAACUUGGCAAGCUGAAGCAGCAGCAGAGUUUCUUGAUUUCCCUUCUCUGAAUGUUAUGCGUAGAGUGCGCGGCACUGAUUUCCGGAAUCAAUAAGAAUGAAACAUAACAAAUAGCGGACAAGUCUCAAGCGCUGAGGCGGCUUAUCCGCAGCAGGAUAGGCUUCCAUAAACUGCAAUCACGUCUAUCUGUCGGCGAGUGGCCAGCGAACCGCUAAGAAAAUGGAGGCUGGAGACUGUGUACCAGAGGGCCCGCAAUGCGGUGCCACCCUGACUUCACACGUUCCGCCAGGGCUCAAUCCCGAGUGGCCCUGCCCCGGCGGCAUGUCCCAGCUAGCACGCCUCCCGCCAGAGCUCCAAGAUCGCAUCGCAGAGGCCCUGCCACCCAACGACGUGGCAUGCACGCUGCGCCUGCUCAGCCGCACGCUAGCAGCCCACUUCCGCAGCCACACCACCGUGCAGCUGUCGCAGCCGGUGCCGCAUCACGCCUUCGUGCGGCGCUUCGGCCGCUGGUCCGCGGUGCGCUCGCUGCCGCUGGCUCAGCGGCGCAAGCUCAUCGCUCUGACGGCGGCCAGCGGCAGUUUGGAAAACCUGCGCGUGGUGGCGGGCGGUCCGGAUGUGACACAGGCGGUUGGCACCGCAGGCUGCGCGCUGACGGCAGAGGUGUUUGCGGCAGCGGCCGGGGCAGGGCACAUGCACAUAUGCAAGGAGCUUUACAACAUGGGCUGUCCCUGGGACACGUCAGUACUGUCAGCGGCGGCCCGCGGCGGUCACGUUGCCCUGCUCCGCUGCCUCUGUGCCAGCCGCUGCAAGUGGAGCUGCCUUGGGCCGGUACUGGUGGCGGCGGCGGCGGGCGGGAACCCGGCUGUCGUGGAGGCUGUGGUGAAGCUAUACGGCUCCGAUGGGCACCAUUAUUCGUAUGACGACUAUAGUCGCAGAAUGCUGUUGGAGUAUUUUGGGAAAGACGAGAUGUGGGGCGAGGCGCAGUGGGACGAGGACGACAAGGAUGCCCGUGAACUGGUUCUGCGUAAGAAGGAAGAUGCUAGCUCCUCCCAACAGCAACCGCAAACGCAGCAGGAGCAAGAGCAGCCGCAGCAGAAAGAGCAGCAGGAGCAGGAGCAGCAGCCGCAGGGUCCACAGCAAGCUUCAGCUGUGACCGGGCCAGAUAGCGCCGCGGCCGUCACCGCGUCCACCGCCGCCGCCACGUCCGCUGCCGCUGCCGGCGGGGUGGUGGUGAGUGCAGCAGCAGCAGCAGCAGCAGCAGCAGGAGCAGCAGGAGCCGCGGAAGCAGCAGGAGCCGCGGGAGCAGCCCCAGCCUCAGUCCCAGGAGCACCAGCAGGAGCACCCUCCGGAGCCACCGCGGCCGAAGACGCGGCAGCGGGCGCAGCGGCCACUGCGGCGCCUGCCGCGCCCGCCGCCGCCGCCGCUGGCGGCGGCGACGACGACGACGACGGCGACGACGACGGCGGCGGCGCCAGUAUAGGCUUCCAAUCCUUACACGUGCUACAGCUUGAAUGGGACCUGUCGCAAAAGGAGGCGGCGGCGGUCUGUGUGGUCGCCGCGUAUACACUGCCCUUCCGGCCCAUGGCCAGGCUGGUGUACCGCUGCGGCGGCAUGCAGGCGCGCAUGCAGCCGGCACUGGUGGCGGCUCUGGCGGCGGCGCUGCUCAGCCCCACGCCCGACUGGACAACUAAAGUCCUGUGGAUAGAAGGGAUGGUGGUUGAGGGCGCGGGCGCGGGCGCGGCAGCAAAGGUCCUGCUGACGUGGCCGCGGGGCCUUGAAGGCGCGCUGUGCGCUGGACUGACCCUGGGCCGCCGCCCACCGGUGGUGCAGGACGCGACAUGGCCGCUGGCGCGACUGAUCUGGGCGCGGAACAGGGGCUACCGCGUGUCCAGCCUACCGCCGGCGUGGCUCCUGCCGCUGGCCGACGCGAUGCACAUGCAGGCCCUCGCGACCUGGCUGCUGGAAGCCCCACCACCACCACGGCAGGGUGCCGCCGCGGCCGCGCGGCGGAAGCGCCCCGACAGCCCCCUCACCUGCGCGGCGGUGGCGGCCGCACGCCUUGGGCACCUGGAGACGCUGGAGGCCCUUGCCAGGGCGCAGCAGGAGCACCGGCAGGCAGCGGGGGAGGCGGAGGCGGAGGUGGAGGCGGAGGCGGAGGCGGAGGGGGCGGCACAGGGGGCGACACAGGAGGCGGCACAGCAGGGGGCGGCAGGUGUGCGGCCCCGCCCGCUGCAGCCUCCGGCCUGGUUGCGGGCUGUUGUCAAGGAGGCGACGGCGCGGGGGCACGAGGACAUCGUGCUCUGGGCGGUGCAAACCUACGGCGCCCAGGCAGUGCUGUGCCAGGAGCUGUGGGCCGCUGCCGCCGCCGCUGCCGCCGCCGCUGCGGGCAGUGCCGCCAGCCGUGACAGCAGUAGCAAUGACGGCAGCAGCAGCAAGCCCAGCUGCGGUCUGCGGCUGCUGGACUUCCUGCAGCGCAAUGGCUGCCCGGGACAGCUGCAGCGCGAGGGCGUGUGCUCCGCCGUCGCCGCCGCCGCGACUGCAGCCUCGGCCGCCGUGGCGAUCGGGGCCGGGGCCGGCGGCGGCGGUGGCGGCGCAGUCACGGGCGUUGCGGGUUUGUAUGAUUGGCUGCAGCGGCAGGGCAUGGCUUCACUGGUGAGUAUGGCGGCGGCGGCGGAGGCGGGGGAUGUGGAGCUGGCGACCCGGCUUGUGAGUGUGGGGGCUGGGCACGCUGCGCUGCACGGCGGCCUGUGGAAGCCGGCGGUGGAGAAGGGGCACGCGGCGUUCGUGGAAUGGCUGGUGGCGGACACGCAGUGCCCGCUGCCGCCGCCAAGAACCUCCUCGAAGGGCGGCGGCACCCGGGGACUGCCCCAUGCGGAGUACCGUGUGGCGCUGAGUAACGGCGACCUAGGGGUCUUGCGGGCGCUGUGGCAGUUGGAGCAGGUGGCGGGAGCAUCAACCAGCUCAGGAGCGGUGGCGGCGGCGGGGGGAUCGGCAGGCGCGCCGGGAUCGGCAGUUGCGGCCGCGCCGGGAUCGGCUUCUGCAUCAGCAGACGGCAGUUGCAGGUCGUGGGAGCUUGACCGCCUGUAUGACAGCUUGUGUGAGUCGCCGUGCCGCAGCCUGCCGGUGAUGGCGUUCGCGGUGAAGCUCGCGGGGCUGGGCGGCGCGGCGCAUGCACAAAAGAGGUGGCAGGCAUGGGAGGCCAUCGUGGGGGUACUGGAGCGGCAGCGGUCGGACUCUGCUGCUGAGGUGCUGGCGCCGAUGCUCGGGCUGUGGGCCGAGCGGUUGGGCUACGUGGCGGCGGAGGUAGACGAGCUGGACCGUUCAUUGAAUGAUCUGCGGCAGCGCUUCCGCGAGGAGGGCUUCAAGUUGGCCCGACCCGCGUCGGACACGCUGCGGCAGCGCCUGCAGGACGCGGUGGCGGCGCUGGACGCCGCCGCCAGCGCGGCCGAUGAUCUGCUUGGGCACAUGCUGGACAGUGUGUUGGCCUGGGCACCGUAGGCGCGUGUAGCUGCUGUGUGGCUGUGGCUGCGGCGUAGUGGUUGACGUGGCAGCCGUAGGCGCGUGUAGCUGCUGCGUGCUGCGUGCUGUGUGGCUGUGGCUGUGGCAUAGCGGAUGGUUGACCAUUCGGGAGCCAUUGGUUGGCUUGCCCCUUCCCCCGAAGGGGGAGGGGCAAUAGCCAUUGCGGUCGCAUCGAGCUCGCCGCGGGGGGCCCUCCCGGUUAUUCCAGUUUUGACUUGAGUUAUAACCUUGAAACCCGAGCGCAGCGAAAUUUGUCGUGCAAAUAGUGCGCCUUUCUAUGUAUGUAUUGCAAAGCGUAACAUUAUGAAAACGCAAGCCCUAUGCCAGAGCGGGGUAAACGCACAAGCGCAGCAUUUGCAUUAGAGCUCCAGCGCAACAGACAAUAUAUCACAAAUUGUAUCGAUAAUC